Pseudoliparis swirei is the source of this 2068-nucleotide messenger RNA. It is a transcript of the gene bbs1, whose product is annotated as Bardet-Biedl syndrome 1. Gene Ontology annotation, cellular component: centrosome; BBSome; axoneme. Bases 150 to 1907 code for a protein of 585 amino acids. Gene Ontology annotation, biological process: non-motile cilium assembly; protein localization to cilium. Lineage: Eukaryota; Metazoa; Chordata; Actinopteri; Perciformes; Liparidae. The record is from RefSeq and is a predicted model, not a curated record. Gene Ontology annotation, molecular function: smoothened binding; patched binding. The transcript has 8 exons.
UUAUCAGAUGUUACUUUAACACUGAAACAGUUUCUUUCAACGACGUGUUCAGACAAACUAUACAAACAGAGAAGAAGACGUCAGGCUCCACCGCGAGGAGACGCGGAAAAACGGUUUCCUUGACAACGGACCCCCCGUCUGAGUCCCUGAUGUCUCGGGCGGAGCCGGGCGGAGCGGGGGGGCCAUGGCUGGACGCUCACUACGACCCGGUGGCCGGGCUGCACAGCUUCUCGUCCUGCGUGGCCCUGGCGGACCUGAGCGGGGACGGGGAGAGCCGGCUGGUGGUGGGGGACCUGGGCUCCGGCGCCCCGGGGGGGGGCAUGAAGCUGAAGGUCUACCGGGGCACGGCACUGCUGAGCGAGAGCGCCCUGCUGGACCUGCCCUCCGGCCUGGUGGCCUUCUUCAUGGACCUGCACCAGCCCCGCAGCCCCGCCGUGGCCGUGGCCUCGGGGCCCUGCGUCUACGUCUACAAGAACCUGAGGCCCUACUUCAAGUUCACGCUGCCGGGCCUGGAGGUCAACGCCCUGGAGCAGGACGUCUGGCAGCAGGCGAGGGAGGGGCAGAUCGACCCCCUGACCCUGAGGGAGAUGCUGGAGGGCAUCAGGAAGAAGGCCGCCGUCCCGCUGUCCGUGCGCUCGCUCCGCUUCCUGUCCCUGGAGACCGGCGACAUGGACGAGUUCGUCCAGCUGCACAAACAGCAGCCAAUCAAACGCCAGACCGUCAUCACCUGCAUCGGGACUCUGAAGAAGAGCACGGCCGAUGAGGACGGCGUCAGCUGUCUGGUGAUCGGCACGGAGAGCAGCGAGGUCUUCGUCCUGGACCCCGAGGCCUUCAUCAUCCUCUCCAAGAUGUCGCUGCCGGCCCCUCCCACCAUGAUGGACGUGACUGGUCAGUUCGACGUGGAGUUCCGCAUCACGGUGGCAUGUCGCAACGGCAACAUCUACAUCCUGCGCAGGGAGUCGGACAAACCGAAGUACAGCAUCGAGCUGCCGUCUCACCCGGUGGGUCUGGUGAGGGUCGGCAAGAACGUGGUGGUCGGCUGCAGUGAUGAGAGCCUGCAGGCCUUCACUCAGAAGGGGAAGAAGCUGUGGAAGGCCGUCCUCCCGGCGCCCAUCACCAGCAUGGCCGCCAUGGACCUCCCCACCAGGGGCUUCCAGGCGGUUCUGUUGGGCCUGGCCAACUGCGAGAUCCACCUGUACCGGGACAAGAACCUGCUGAGCACCAUCAAGACGCCCGACGUGGUAAGCAGCAUCUGUUUCGGCCGGUACGGACGCGAGGACGGGACCCUGAUCGUGACCACCAAGGGAGGGGGUCUGAUGGUGAAGAUCCUGAAGAGGACCGCGGCCUUCGACCACCAGGACGGCGCCACCGGGCCGCCGCCGGCCCAGAACGUCCGCCUCAACGUGCCCAAGAAGACCAAGCUGUACGUGGACCAGACGCUGAGGGAGCGCGAGAGCGGGCUGUCCAUGCACCGCGCCUUCCAGAUGGACCUGAGCCGCCUGCGCCUGACCGCCGCCAAGUCCUACGUGGAGGCCCUGGAGUCCAGCCUGGCGCCGAUGUCCUCCAGCCUCACCGAGCCGCUCAAGAUGAACGCCGUGGUGCAGGGCCUGGGCCCGGCCUUCAAGCUGACCCUGAACGUCCAGAACACGGCGGCGUGCCGGCCCGUCGCGAACCUGUCCGUCAGCUUCCUGUACGACGAGAGCCUCUACCGGAUGAGGAGCCCCUACCUGAGGAUCCCCCUGCUGGUGCCCGGGCUCAUCUACCCCGUCGAGACCUUUGUGGAGUGCACCAGCGACAAGGGCAUCUCUGACAUCAUCAAGGUGUUCGUCCUGCACGAGGGGCGGAGCUCCCCGCUGCUGACCGCGCACAUCAACAUGCCCGUCAGCGAGGGACUGACCCUCAACUGACCCCACGCCGCUUCAACUCCAUUCAUCAAAGACUCAUUGUAGGAUUCUCUCUCAGGGAUUACAAUCACGUAGUCUGUCAUAUUAUUUAUUGGUUCUUUGUAUGUUAUUGUUAUGUUAUGUAUAUUGUGUGUCCUGUGUGAUGCAGAGUGAGUGAAUAUUGA